CGGGUGGCCGCUGGAUCGUGCGGUCAAUGGGAGUCAUUUGUCCAAGGAAAAACCCCUGCGUAACAGAACCCAGAGACUAUCGCUGAAGAAUUAAGACUCUUAAUCCCACCUCUCUAUCGCCUCCCCUUUCCUCCCUCGCCCUCUCCCCAAUCCCUCUCGAAUCCCCACCCAAUCUCGGUCGUUUGUGAGGAUUCCUUCCGCAUGCAGGGAUGGCGUGGACUUUCGGCGCUGGACAAGGAAACGGCGGCCGCCGCGGUGUCGGCCUAGGCGGUGGAACCGCUGGUUUCGGCGCCGGCGCUGGCCCGUUCGCCGGCAACUUCGGCAGCGGCAGGGAUAAUGCCGGCCAGAUCGUGUUUGGUGAUGGGAGCGGAUUCGGUGGCGGUGGCGGUGGCCCCAGCUUCGGCCAGCAAGCCGGCUCCCCUGCUCACCUGGCGGCCGCACUUUCUUCUGGUAUCGUGGCCGGCGGCGGAUCUCAAGGCGGACAAAUUACUGUCGAGAAGGUCCCGGGCUUUCGUAUGCGCGUUGAUUCAGAUGAUGAAAUGUCCGGUCACGAUUGGCCGGCCUCUUGGUUUCGGGUGGUAGAACGGCCCAUCAAGAAGCAAAAACAUGAAGAAAAACCAUCUCUCUUCAGCUUUCAGAAGCAGCGGGAUUGCCCGGACUCUUGGUCCAAACUUCCCUCGAAGAAGAAGAAGAAGAAGAAGAAGAAGAAGAAGAAGCAGCAAAAACAUGAAGACGAACCAUACACCCUGAGCUCUGAUGAGCUGCAGGAGUUUAUAGCAACCUGGAGGGAGCCGUGCCUAAAACAUCCAGUUGGCACGAUCCUGGAAUCCAUGCUAAACAGCUAUAACUGUGACACGCUAACCCCAGAACAAAUGAACAGAGUGAAAACAAUAUUCGCGCAAUACCCUUCCAUUGGCUUGCUCAAUGCUGCUGUUAGAUCAAUUGGAGCUCCUUUAUGUCCGUCAUUAGAACUUGCCGUUCCUGAAGGCACGGAUCAUAAACCUGGAUGCAGUAAUGAGGGCAGCAAUAAACCUCGAGACAGUGUUCCAAUUGAUGAUGUCAUCAAAAGAACAAUUGCAUAUUUUGAAUCCAACAUUGGAGUAAGUGAAGGAUCUUUGCAACUGAAGAAUAUUUUCUCUCUGAAGAAAUUUCAUGAAUGUGAAUCAUGGGUAACCAGCCAUUUUUCAGCCCAUCAAUUUAGUGCUCUUGGCCAUGGGUCUUUCCUUCAGUUUUUGGAUAGACAUGGUCAUCAUUUCCCCCCUAACUGUAGUGGUUUCUUAAAUGGGGAGCUUUCUAGUUCUUCCUCUCUGGAAGUUUGUGUAAUGCAUUAACAAAUUGAAGUUUUACUCUGUCAAGCUGAGAGUAACUGGCUGGAAAAUGGUGAAUUUUCAGUGGAUAGUCUCCUUAUGCUUCUGAAAAGGCAGUUUCCAACAAUCACUGUUGAUAUAGCGCAAAACAAAUUAGGAGGACUCAUUGGCACUAUUGAGGCUCAAAGAAAGAGCAUGCAGACAAACACCACCAAAUUUUCCGUUGCACUGUUGCAGAAACGCUGGUCUGGGAUUUUGCUAGGUAAUGGUGAUGUGUUGGAGAAUGAUAUUGCUCCACAAUCUUAUCCUAGUUCAGUUUCUUCACAAGAAGCAAUUAAAUGCUUACUCAAGGCUCCCUUCUUGUCUGAUCUUCUUCUUUGGUCAAAUUGGGAUAUGCUGUUUGCUCCUUCACUGGGCUCCUUAAUGCAUUGGUUGCUAAAUACAGGUCCAAUUCAAGAUUUAUCAUGCAUUGUGACCAGAGAUGGCAGGUUCGUUAGAAUAGAUCCAUCAGCCACUGUUGAGCAUUUUCUAGAAGCUGUCAUUCAGCAAUCACCGUAUCAAGUGGCAGUGAAGCUGCUAUCCUUGCUACACAUUUACAAUGGUUCUAGCAAUGCUCCAAUUUCGUUACUGAAGUGUUAUGCACAACGAGCAAUAGAUGCUAUAAUGAAUAGCAACAUUGAUUUGAUCAGCACUGGUUCUGAAGGGGGAAAAAUAUGUACGAGGAAGUGCAUACACAAAUUGCUGAACAGCAUAGCUUUUCUUCUCAUUAUAUUGGUCGUAUUCAAGGAAAUCCUGAAAACACUUGUGUAAGAAAGAUUACAUCUAAAAGCUUAUUAAACAUUGACCACACUCUUCAGUUGAUCGCGAAAUUUAUACUAGACUGUCUUGGCCAUCUACCUUCUGAAUUCUGGAGUCUGGCAGCAGAUAUGCUAUUGUCAGGACUUCGGACUGUUGCUAAGAAUUGCUAUUCAUCCAUCUUGCAUGCAUGCAAUGAAACUUGGCAGCUUUGCAUGCUUCGCAACAUUGGAUCAUCACUUGGAAUCGCUGAAUGGGUUGAAGAUUGUCCCACAACAUGUCGGACUGAAGAUGCUUAUGGAAACAGAGAAACUAAUUCAUCUUCUUGUCAUGCAUCGGCUGUUUCUGGAGGUCAUCCACAUAAAAAUACUAACAUGCUUACUACCACAGAUGAUGACAUGGUAGUAAAUGAGAGAAGUAAAUCGUUUCCUGGCUUGGAGGCUAUAGAUGAUGAAAAUGCACAAGAUUUAGAUCCUGAUGGAAGCAAGGCAGAUAUGGCUGAAUUACUAGCUACUAACAAGCCCCCAGCGAUUGAAGAAAUAAAUCUUGAGAAAGCAGCUCUUAUUAUUGAAACUAUACGUCAAGAGGGGUUUGGUUUGGAUCAGACACUAAGUUAUACUGAUAGCAGCUUGCUGAAAAAGCAGCAUGCUCGACUUGGCAGAGCCCUUCAUUGUCUCUCACAAGAGCUAUAUUCCCAGGACUCUCACAUAAUCCUUGAGCUGAUACAGAAUGCUGAUGACAAUACUUAUCUCAAGGAUGUCGAACCAACAUUAGCGUUUGUUCUUCAGGAUGAUGGAAUUGCUGUUCUUAAUAACGAGACGGGCUUUUCUGCUGAUAACAUUAGAGCGUUGUGUGACAUUGGUAAUUCUACAAAGAAAGGGUCAAACAUGGGGUAUAUUGGAAAUAAAGGCAUUAGAUUCAAGUCAGUAUUUCGGGUAACUGAUGCUCCAGAGAUCCAUUCAAAUGGUUUUCAUGUGAAAUUCGACAUUACAGAAGGCCAGAUUGGUUUUAUCUUGCCGACUGCAAUUCCACCUUUUGAUACUAACUCUUUGAGUAGAAUGUUAUCUCCUGAAGAUAGCACGAUGCAUGCUCCUCCUGGAACACCUGUAUUUUGCUCCCUUUCAGGUCAAACUUCAGGGAGGGCACUGGUAUGUGCUCCGUCGUGUCCAUGUUUUCAGAUCUUGACCCAUCUCUGCUCUUGUUCCUUCACAGGCUAAAAUGCAUCAAAUUCAAAAAUAUGCUCAGUGAGAAAUUUCUAAUAAUGAGAAGAAAAUCUCUUGCCGAUGGCAUUGUGAAAAUCUCACAUGGGAAUGAGACAGUGAGCUGGUUGGUAGUUACUAAGAAAUUACAGGGCUCGCUUGUUCGUCAUGAUGUCUGUAGCACAGAGAUAGCUAUGGCAUUUUCUUUGCAGGAGACAGAGGAUGGAGAGUAUGAACCUUAUUUAAAGCAACAACCUGUGUUUGCUUUCCUUCCUCUAAGGUACUACGGUCUUAAAUUCAUUCUUCAAGGAGAUUUUGUCUUGCCUUCUUCUAGAGAAGAAGUGGAUGCAGAUAGCGCAUGGAACCAAUGGUUGCUGUCUGAAUUCCCAUCUUUAUUUGUUAGCAUACAAGAAUCUUUUUGUGCUCUGCCUUGCUUCCGAAAGUGCCCUGGAAAAGCUGUUACAGCCUUGAUGAGUUUUGUGCCUCUACCGGGAGAAGUUCAUGGGUUCUUUUCUCAGCUCCCUCAUUUGAUCCUUUCCAAGUUGCGCCUGACCUGCUGCAUGGUUUUGGAGGGCUCCAGUUUGCAGUGGGUCCACCCAUGCAACACACUAAGGGGUUGGGAUGAACAGGCUAGAAAGCUAUUGCCUGAUACCAUACUCCAUGAACAUCUUCACAUUGGAUAUUUAUCAAAAGAUGUUACUGUAUCCGAUACAUUAUCAAGGGCCUUAGGUAUACAUGAGUAUGGACCGAAAGUUUUGACUGAUGUUAUGUCAUCUAUUUGCCAAAUUGAUGGUUGCAUUGAGUCACUGGGACUGGAAUGGCUAUGUGCUUGGUUUGUUACACUUCAUUCGGCGUUGCUGUCUCAUUCUUCUCAGGAUCUUCCCUUUAGAACAAAUUUUGAAAGUGAUACUUUAUGUUCUCUCAGGAAAAUGCAAUGCAUCCCACUUUCAGAUGGUUCAUUUCGCUGUAUAGCAGAUGGCCCAAUAUGGUUGAAUUGUGAUCUUCUCGACUCUCCGCCUGGAUCCAAAAUCAGCAUGCAGAGCUUCCCAGUUCUGUACAGUAGCCUUCGCAUUGUGAGCCCACACAUCCUCUCCAUGUCCUGCAAAAAUAGUUACAUUGUCGAAGAGACGAGAACAAAUGACCUUAUAGAUAUUUUAUUGAAAGUUGGUGUGCUGAAGUUGUCUGGACAUGACAUUAUAAAAAAUCACAUCCUGGUGUCAUUGUCUAAUGCUACAGAUGCUAAUCCAGAAGAGAAAAUGAUGACAGAAUAUAUGAGUUUUAUCAUGCUACAUCUUCAGCCCCCCUGUAUAAGCUGCAACCCAGAGAAAGAAGAGAUUGUCUCAGAAUUACGCAAGAUGCCUGUCUUACUUACGAACAAUGGCUAUAAGUGCCCAGCUGAUGUACCCAUUCACUUCAGUAAACAUUAUGGAAAUUCUGUGGACAUAGGCAAGCUCCUUCAGAAUGUAGAUAUGGCAUGGAUUGAACUUGACACUUGUUAUUUGACACAUCAUAGUUCCGCUUCACUGCAAUUCAAUUUGCAAAGUUGGAGGCAAUUUUUCGAGCAGUUAGGCGUGACCGAUUUUGUUCAGGUAAUGGAAGUUGAGAAAAAUAUAUUUGAGGCUGAUGACUUUCAAAAUGGUACUCCCUUCCAAGGUGGCAUACCUGGAACACCUUAUAUUGUGUAUGACUGGGAGUCGCCAGAAUUGACGACUAUGUUAUCAAUACUCACCUCAAAGAAUUUGUGAGAAAAUUGUAUAUAUCUUCUGAAGGUUCUAGACAAAUACUGGAAUGAUUGUUAUAGUACAAAAUGUAGGAGUCUCACAAAUGCAACAGAUUGUGGUGAAAAGAGAAAAGUUGACUCUUCCUUUAUGAAGUGUCUGCGAAACUUCAAGUAUGGAUGAGGACCUUCAUUACGCAGGAGAUCUAUUUUGUGAUUUUAAAAAUGUGCGCUCUCUUCUUGGCAGCGUCGCCCCAUAUGCUAAACCACUGUUAUCAAGCACAUUACUUAGGAAGGACAUUGGAUUCAAGACAACAGUAUCCCACAGUGACGCUUUAUUGAUCCUCAAUCACUGGAUAGCAUCACAAGCUAAUUUUAGUGCAAGAAUGGACCAGAUGUGCAAAUUCUACACCUUCAUGUCAGAAGGUGCCGCUAGUGGAGAUAUCAACAUUAAACGCGAUUUCCUACCACUCUGCUCUAUAUUUACACCACUGCAUGGUUCACCAUCAACUGAUUCUGUAACCGGGAGAUUUAUGUCUUCAAAUGAUUUGUAUUGGCAUGACCCAACAGGCUGUUGUGAAAAGAUAUAUGCAUCCAUUUUAAUGAAGGGGAAUAUGUUUCCGAGAAAGAUGUUAUCUGUGGCUUAUCCAAGCCUCCAUGAAUUCUUUACUGAGACAUGUGGUGUACCAAAGAUACCAACGACAUCUGAGUACCUUGAGAUACUGCUCCGGCUAUCAAGUGUUGCAUUGCCUUCACAAGUAGCCAAUCAUGUGUUUCGUGUAUUUGUGAGAUGGGCUAAUGAUCUCCAUUCUGGAAGUUAUAAGAUGGACGAUAUCUUGUUCUUGAAAGAAUCUCUUCAGAAGUUGGAAACAACAGUAUUGCCAACCCUGGGUUGCAGAUGGGUGUCCCUCCAUCCAUCUUUUGGUCUUGUUUGCUGGGCAGAUGACGAUGAGCUGAAGCAGCAAUUUCAGAACACUCGUGAGGUCGAAUUUAUACAAUUUGGUGAACUUUCUCUUGAUGACAAACAAAAACUCGAUGGGAGGGUUGCUGCAUUGAUGAACAUUAUAGGUAUUCCGGCACUUUCUAAGGUUGUGUAUCGCGAACCAAUGCAUUCUGGUACAGGGAACAACAGAGGAAAGGCUAGUUUACUUAAUUGGCUUUUACCAUAUAUGCAACGUUACAUCUACAAGAUGCAUGGAGAUACUUACAAUAAAUUUCAGCAAAAUGAGGCCACGAAGCUUAGCAGUCUUGAAGUUAUUGUUGUUGAGAAGUUAUCCUACAAGUAUAUGCUGAAAGGACGUGAUAGUUCUUGUGAGGGAAGAUUUGAAUGCUCUUGUCUUUUACAGGGAAAUAUUUUAUAUGCUACUCAAGAAGCUGAUUCACAUUCGAUUCUUCUGGAAAUUUCUAAACUUUUCUUUGAUGGAUCUGUUGAUCUACACUUCGCAAAUUUUCUUCACAUGGUCAAAACCAUGUCAGAAUCUGGCUCCGCAGUGGAACAAAUUGAGUUUUUUAUUGUCAAUAAUCAGAAGGUGCCUCUGUUGCCUGAACAGGAACCUGCUUGGUCCUUUUCUUCAUCGUUUGUCGUCGAGGAAAUAUUUAGUUCCCCAACAGCUGAACUCCAACCUCCGGAUGAACCCAGACGCCCCCUCAAGCGUAAGAAGAACCCAGGAAUCAUUGAAUGCCACCCUCCGAAUAAUCCUGAAACAGCACCUGAUCUUGAAACCUCUUACAUAAGCCAGCAAGACAUAAAGGUGAAUGAUAUUGCAUCUUCAUCAGAGCUUAGCAAGCCUGUCGUGUGUGGACCCAUGGAAGAUACUUCGGUUCCCAUCAAGGUUGAAGGGGAUCAUGUCGUGAAAGAGAAUUCAACAACAGAACAUAUGCUAGGCGUACAGAGUACAAUGGAAGUUGAUGAUGAGCCUGCUUGUUUGGACUUGGAAGCAGGAAGCUCACCAAGUCUGAUUGAUGAAACUGAGCUAACCGACAUUGAUGAGAAACUUGCUGAUGUUGCAGAAGAUGGAAGCGAGCUAGGAGCUGGCACACCUGGUAAAGCCACAGUUCAAAAGCCAGAUGAGCGGUCAAGAACCGGCAGGCUUGGUGAAGCUGCGGUACACCAAUACCUUGCCGGGCAGCUGGGACCUAGCAAUGUCAAGUGGGUGAACGAAGAGAAGGAAUCGGGGCUUCCCUAUGACAUUGUCAUCACGCCCGAGGGUGGCGCCGCAGAGUAUGUGGAGGUGAAGGCGACCGUGACUUCAAACUAGGACUGGUUCCACAUCACACCCAAUGAAUGGCAAUUCGCGCUUGAGAAAGGGGAUUCGUUCAGCAUCGCCCAUGUCGUGCUGAAAGGUUCAGAGAAAGCGAAUAUAAUGAUGAUGAAGAAUCCGCAGAAGCUCUGCCACCAGAAGGUCGACGAUUUGAAUUUUGCGCUUGUUAUGUCGAAAAAAUAUAGAAAACUCAACCAAAUCUCAGUUUCGUUGAAGCCCGAUGCGAAAUCACUGACCCCCGACGAAUCUGCAUCUUGAUCAAGCCUUUGUCACGCAGCGAUGCCUCCGUGAUUUCUAACUCUCAGAUUUUGUAUAUAACUAGUGUAGCAGUGUGUAGCUCAUCUGUAGAGAAGUACCAGCGUAGGUGUAGCUCUCUAACCUGUCCCUUCGGCGGAUGUUACCUGAACGUGCUUAGUGAUGGCAAUCUAGUGAGUGAAUGUCUCUGUCUCCA
Messenger RNA from Aegilops tauschii subsp. strangulata, 7730 nucleotides. NCBI's taxonomy places the organism in Eukaryota, Viridiplantae, Streptophyta, Magnoliopsida, Poales, Poaceae. The record is from RefSeq and is a predicted model, not a curated record.